Messenger RNA from Nothobranchius furzeri (turquoise killifish), 3145 nucleotides. It is a transcript of the gene esyt3, whose product is annotated as extended synaptotagmin-like protein 3. Gene Ontology annotation, biological process: lipid transport. NCBI's taxonomy places the organism in Eukaryota, Metazoa, Chordata, Actinopteri, Cyprinodontiformes, Nothobranchiidae. The record is from RefSeq and is a predicted model, not a curated record. Gene Ontology annotation, molecular function: phosphatidylcholine binding; phosphatidylethanolamine binding; calcium-dependent phospholipid binding. Gene Ontology annotation, cellular component: extrinsic component of cytoplasmic side of plasma membrane; endoplasmic reticulum membrane.
GGAAGUUUUCUGGGUGGAGACGCCUGGGGGAGCUGGGAGGCGACGCGUAAUGACCUCAUUCAGGAAUCCGAGCGAGCCAGCCACUGGAAGACAAUAACGCAUAAAUCUGCUCUGGAGCAAAUCCUAAACGAAUCCUCUCCUCCGGACUCCUGGAGCCAAGUUCCACCAUAGCGGGAGUCCCGGACAAUGGCAUCCGCCGCUCCGACGCAUCCGGGCGGCCAGGCGCAGGGGGCAGGGCGCGGCGAGAGCUCCGAGGCGCUGACACCCUCUGCUGUCAACAGCAUGCUGAUGGAGUUUCUGAUCUACUUCGGCCGAGCCAUCGUGGUCUUCUACCCCGUGUAUCUGACGGGAUACCUGGGUCUGAGCAUCAGCUGGGUGCUGCUGUGCAUGGUGAUGAUCACGUGGUGGAAGAAGAAUCGCGUGUGCAAGGACGAGCGUAUCGGCUCUGCUAUCGAUUUUGUGGAUAAUGAGAAGCAGCUGAUCAACACUGAGCUGAAAAGUACCUUGCAGAUGGCUACGUGGGUGAAUUUCCCAGAUGUGGAGAAGGUCCAGUGGGUGAAUAAGAUCCUGGAGCAGGCGUGGCCUUUCUUUGGGAUGUUCAUGGACAAGCUACUGAAGGAGAACAUCCAGCCAACCAUCAGACUCACCAACACGGCGCUCAAAAUGUUCACCUUCACAAAGAUCCACUUUGGUCACAAACCUCUGAGGGUCACUGGGAUGAGGGCGUACACUCACGAGGUGGACCAGAGGGAGGUGAUCCUGGACUUGAAUUUAAAUUUUGACAGCGAUGUGGACAUCGAUGCAAACGUGAAUUCAGCGAUCACAGCUGGAAUCAAAGGACUAAAGUUCCAGGGGAUGCUGAGGGUCAUCUUAGAGCCGCUGGUUGGCCAGUCUCCAAUAGUCGGAGGAGUCACCAUGUUUUUCAUUCGCCGCCCUACCCUGGACAUCAACUGGACCGGCAUGACCAACCUCCUGGACAGUCCUGCAUUUGGUUCGCUGUCUGAAGACACCAUCAUCGACAUCAUCGCCUCCCUCAUGGUGCUACCGAACCGCAUGUGCUUCCCUCUCAUCAGCCAGAUCAGAGUGGACCAGAUGAGGUUUCCUCUUCCUCGGGGCGUGGUGAGGGUCCACGUGGUGGAGGCCAGAGACCUGGUUGCCAAGGAUACGUACAUGUUGGGCUUGGUGAAAGGCAAGUCGGACCCUUAUACGACACUUCGAGUCGGCAACCGGUUCCACAAAACCAAGACCAUCAAAGAAAACUUGCACCCAAAAUGGAACGAGGUUUAUGAGUUCGUUGUGCACGAGGCUCCUGGACAAGAGCUGGAGGUGGAGCUGUACGACGAGGACACCGACAAAGACGACUUCCUAGGAAGAUGCAACCUUGAUUUAGGAGACGUGAAGAGGGAGAAAGAAAUCGACCGGUGGUUUCCUCUGGAGGGGGUUCCUCACGGGGAUAUUCACUUCAAGCUGCAGUGGUUUUCUCUGAAGACCGACCCCGCUCUGCUGCGAGAGUCUACCGACGGCCUUGCCUGUGCCAUGCUCGCCGUCUACCUGGACAAUGCCUCAAAUCUACCUAAAGACCACAGUGAGGUAACUGCAAAUCAGAAACAAGGGAAGCACACAAGGGAGGCAAGGCUCACAAAGAGAAACGUGGGUCCCAACUCGUACGUGGAGCUUUCUGUUAAUAAGGACGUUCAGAAAAGCAAGGUCGUGUAUUCCAACAAGAACCCGGCGUGGGAGCAGGGCUUCACCUUCUUUGUGCAGAGCAUCAGAACGCAGCAGCUCCUUGUUCAGGUAAAAGAGCAUGAGAAGAAGUCCGUGCUCGGCGUCACGACCAUACCCCUCGAACGGCUCAUGGACGUCUCAGACAUGAGUCUGGACCAGUUCUUCCCGCUGGAGCGCUCUGGAGCACAAAGCAAGAUCAAGCUGAAGGCCACUAUGAGGAUUCUUAAUGUGGAACAUCCACCACCAAAGGUUGUCGACCCGUCUCCGCCUCAAGCCAAACAGCAGAAGCCACCGACCCAACAAGGAGCCAAUACCUCCACGUCCACCGCCUCCCCUGCACCAGUUCCCUCCAGUAACACCCCCCACGCCGCCUCCUCUGGUGCAGCCUCCUCCAGUAAGCCCCCCAGUACCCCGUCCCAGCUGGCUGACCCCCAGAACCUUUCAGAUGACGGUUAUUUGACUCCGAGACGCCGAAGCUCCUUCCUGGCUGCUGAAAGCGAGAAGCCGUCCUCUGCGUUGUACAUGCGCCGGUACGACUCCCAAAGCCUGCUCUCUGAGAACUCCAUCGCCUCGUCACGCUUCGACCUUUCAGAUGGAGCUUCCUACCCAGAGGCGGUGAGGAACCACCAGGGCUCGUUCGGGCAGAUAAACCUGUCUAUACGCUACAUCACCAUAAGGAAAAAACUCAUUGUUGAGGUUAACUCUUGCAGGAACUUGUUCCCCUGCAGUGCGAACGGCACAGACUCCUACGUCCGCCUGUACCUGCUCCCAGACCACAGCUGGAGACAUCGCAAGAAGACCCAAGUCAAGAAGAGAACCGUCAAUCCCGUCUUUCAUGAGAAGUUUGAGUUUGAUGUCUCGCUUAAGGAAGCCCAAACCAGGAAGUUGGAUGUGUCCGUGAAAAACAACAAGAUGCUUUAUACAAAAGAGAGGAAGGACAUUGGCAUGCUGAUGUUGGAUCUCUCACAGAUGAACCUGGAGGGCGGCAUCGUAGAAUGGUUUGAGCUCACGCUGCCUGGGCUGAAGAGAUCCAUGUAAGCGGUCCUGUUUGCAGCUGCAGGAUAAGAUGUGAAACCACAGAUCUGCACCUUAUUUCAGUGACUGGACUUUACUCGAGUCUGACUCAUAAUGUAAUAUUUAAACCCUCCCAUCUCCGUUAAACCUCAGCGUUAUGUCCUUUCAAUGAAGCGUGUUCAGAUCCACAGCUUUGGUAUUUUUUAUUAAAUCACAGUUUUACAGAAAGACGUUUAGUUGCAGCUUUUAUGAAACUUUAACUUUUCUGGAGGUUCGUUACACUUUUAGCAGGAUUAGUAAGUUGUUAGGGUUGUUCUUUGUUUUGCUGUUUAAAGGUUUUAAAGGGGACACUUGAUGUUUUUUCCCGUUGAUAUUUAUUGAAAAUAAACUUUUUUCCUCAAAUGAA